AUGCGCACUCGGGACAAUUCUCCCCGCCACAGAGGCCCCGGCCUCUCAGACAUCACGCGAGCUGGUGAUACGGAGACGCCAAGCGCGGAAGAAGGGUCGGCUGCGCAGAGAGAUAAAAAAACCGUAUCUGGAAAUGACGUGGGGAGCGAGGGUGAAUUGGACGCGGAUGUUGAUGACGAUGGCGUGGAUGUAAAGAAUGAUGACGUGGAUGUGGAUGUUGAGAAUAAUGGCGAGGACAUGGAGGUGGAGAAUGAUGUUGAGGACGUGGACGUGGAGAAUGAAAGUAGUGAUGGCGAAGUUUCUAUGACAGUGGAGGCGCCUUCUACGUGGCAUUCCGACUGGAGAACGUGA
Phytophthora infestans T30-4 is the source of this 351-nucleotide messenger RNA. RefSeq lists its product as uncharacterized. The record is from RefSeq and is a predicted model, not a curated record. Bases 1 to 351 code for a protein of 116 amino acids. The transcript has a single exon. Lineage: Eukaryota; Oomycota; Peronosporomycetes; Peronosporales; Peronosporaceae.